AUGAUAUCAAAAACUCCACAAAUAUCGAUCCCUGGCCAUGGUACGAUCCAAGGAGUACAGGCGGAAACACAGCCAUCGGUUGCCAAAUUCUUAAAUAUCCCAUAUGCAACAAUUGAUGAGAGAUGGCGCCCGGCAGUCAAAGCGGCCCCAUGGACCGGUAUUCGCGAUUGCUCUACAUUGGGACCUGCAUGUCCUCAACCUUUUUACGAGAAUCCACUUGCAAAUCUCACCAACGAUCCUGCAAUAGCAGCUGCACUUUCCAAUAUCCAGUACUCAGAACGAGACUGCCUUAAUUUGAACAUCUUUACUCCGCUGGAACACCUAUUUAAAGCUCAGACAUUGAUCCCUGUCAUGGUUUGGAUCCAUGGCGGAGGCUUCUCGAGCGGCUCGAAUGCGUUACCUCUCUACGACGGGACCAACUUUGUAGCGCGGUCGAUACGAAUCGGACGGCCAGUGAUCCUUGUCACUAUUAAUUAUCGAUUGAACUAUUUGGGGUUCAUCUCGUCCAAAGAGUUGGUGGAUGAUUUAGACAAUCGUCAUCCAAAUAGAGAUCAGCAACAGCAGCAUCAGCGGCGGCAGCAGCAGGAGGGAUAUAAAGACGACUAUAACUUCAAGAUGAGGAACAGCGUGGGUAACUGGGGACUUUUGGAUCAAAAAAUGGCGCUUGAAUGGGUACGAAAUCAUAUCCAUCUUUUCGGCGGCAACAAUGAGGACGUGACAGCGUUCGGAGAGUCCGCAGGUGCAACCUCGAUUUCAUAUCAUCUUUUGAUCCCAGAACACCAUGGACUCUUUCAGCGCGCAAUCUUACAGUCUGGUGCAACAACAACCAUGGCUGCAGGACGUACUGAAUCCGAGGGACAGAGGUAUUUUGAUCAUCUUUGUCAACACUUCAAGUUGGACGACGAAUCAGUUCAGGAUCCAGUCCUUGGUAAAAGUAGACCCUUGAAUGGAGAAGAAAAACUGGCUCGCUUGAAGUCCAUCCCCGCGACCGAAUUGGUGAAAGCAGGGGAACGUUAUCGAGUAGGUAUGUUUCUUCCAACAAUUGAUUCGAUUCUGAUCCCUACCGAUGUUCGUGAGUUGGUACAUGAUAGUUCGCGAUAUGAUGCUGGCCUCAAAUCAAUAAUGAUUGGGAGCUGUCGAGAUGAUGGACUAACAUUUAUGCCGGUCCUGGGCGCUAAGUCACUAAAACGAUGGGACAAGUUUAUGAACCGAUUUUGUCCGCCAACAGAUGUGGAUCGUCAACAGUUUCAAAGUAUUUACGGAGGGCCACCUCAGUCGGAUAAAGAAGCGAGGAGGAUAUCAGCUGAAGUCUUGACGGAUGCAAUCUUCUUGUAUCCGAACUAUGCCACCAGCAUGGCCAUUAUGAAGGCAAAGGAUAAAAUGAUGGUUAUGAAGAGAAAGAACCAACAACAACAGCAACAACAAGCAGGAUUAUUGCCGCCGACUGAGAUGGUCCGAUUCCAUUUCGACCGCCCUCUGAAAAUGUUGGAUGAGAUGGGGCUCCGUUUUUUGGGGGCUUAUCAUGGCUCUGAGCUACCGUACGUGUUUGGAUCAGAUUCUGCACUACUAAUGCUAUCGCCAGAGGAAAAGGCGUUUUCAGACCGCAUCAUGGAUUUGUGGAUCUUAUUCGCAUGGGGAGAAACUAGUCGGCGGUAUGGUCUUAUGAAUGGAAUGAACUCCUUGUUCCCUAAAGAUACGCCCUCUAGCGUGGUUGAUAACAAUGUUGGCAUGAAUGACAGUAGUAUCAAUAGCAGUGAUAUUAGUACUAUGAACGGUGGGGGUUUGUGGCAAGAAGCUGUUGUAUUCACGGAAGCAUGCACAAUAGAGCGGGGACGGACAGAAACGUUGGAUCAUAGAAAGAUUGCUUUUUGGGAGCGGUACGAACAGUUAACUCGACAAAGGUAUGCAGCAAAACAUGCUGCCUAUCACAACAAAAAAGUAAACACCAAGCUCUAG
Lobosporangium transversale is the source of this 1956-nucleotide messenger RNA. Its product is annotated as Carboxylesterase. The transcript has 2 exons. NCBI's taxonomy places the organism in Eukaryota, Fungi, Mortierellomycota, Mortierellomycetes, Mortierellales, Mortierellaceae. The record is from RefSeq and is a predicted model, not a curated record. The coding region runs from base 1 to 1956 and encodes 651 amino acids.